Molecule: messenger RNA, 2808 nt
Organism: Cryptomeria japonica (Japanese cedar)
Lineage: Eukaryota; Viridiplantae; Streptophyta; Pinopsida; Cupressales; Cupressaceae
Product: LRR receptor kinase BAK1-like
Exons: 4
Coding region: 1-2808 (935 amino acids)
Biological process (GO): protein phosphorylation
Molecular function (GO): protein kinase activity; receptor serine/threonine kinase binding; ATP binding
Source: RefSeq, a predicted model, not a curated record
AUGGGCCGGGCGGUGGAUUCCAGUAGUGAGGUGGCCAGGCGGUGGCCGAGGUUGCUAGGUGGCGGAGGAGGCUGGGCUGGGCGGGGGCCGUUGGGGCGAUGGGCCAUGGAGGCGGAGCAGGCUGAUGGUGCAGGGCUGACGAUGCGGUUGGGAGCUACAGCAGUGGUAGGGCCGGGAGCCGCUGCAAGCAGCGGAUGGUGGCGGGGCUGCGGGGAGCUGCGACACAAAGGAGGCCGCAGGGAGGCAAUGGCAGGGCUGCGGUGCGGAGGAGGCCAGGAUGGCGAGGGCCGCUACACCGUGUGGCAAAAUUCCAUACCCUUUUCCAAAGCUCCCAUUUCGCAGAGGGUGGGGGGCUGUUGGCAAAGCUUUGCAAAUUCUCCAUCUGUCCUCAAACAAACUGACGGGGAGAACACCCCAAGAGCUGAGCCUGCUGAGCUGCUGGAGCAGCUGCUAUUACAGGACAACAAUCUCAAUGGCAGCAUACCUUCACAUAUUUCACAGAUGAAAUCUUUGCAGUAUCUCAAUAUGGGCAGAAACCUUCUCUCUGGAAAUAUACCGCCUGAAUUUGGUAAGUUACAAAAGCUUAGAUAUCUUUCUUUGGCUGUGAAUAACUUGUCAGGAAGCAUUCCAAAGGAGGUAGGCCAAUUGAGUUCUUUGGAAAGCCUUUAUUUGUAUGUGAAUCAUUUCUCCGGAAGCAUUCCCUCUGAGCUGGGCAAUCUAAGUAGGCUGCAUGAAAUGCAUUUGGGAAACAACUAUCUUUCCGGACAGAUACCACAACAGCUAUUCGUGCUACCAAAUCUACAGUCGCUGAGCUUGAGCAAAAACAAUUUAAGUGGCAGGCUCACAUUGUCUUCCUGGCGGCUUCUAGUCCACAUUGAUGUCUCAGGCAAUAGAUUAUCUGGUGACAUUUUUCCUGUAAUCGCAAAUUGUUCUGAGCUCAACUAUAUCUUUCUUGACAACAAUUUGUUUGAAGGGAAAAUAUCUCCCGAGCUUGGGUUAAUGAAGGGUCUAUUAGUAUUAUCUCUUUCAAAUAAUCACCUGGCAGGAAAUGUUCCAGCUUCCUUUGGAAAUCUCAGCAAUUUGAUGUAUCUCAAUCUCGGCUACAACCGUCUGGAUGGAUCUGUACCUGCGAGCUUGAAAGAGAUGACAAAGCUGAGAUUGUUAUCAUUGAAAUAUAACAGUUUGAAAGGCUCUUUGCCCGAGUGGGUUUGGAAUUCGAAAGAUUUGCAUGUAGUGGACUUGUCAAACAAUCUGUUUUCUGGCCAUAUUUCGCGUCAAUUUUCUGAGUUGCAAGUUCUGCGGAGUGUACCCAAUCCUUCAGAAGAGGGUUCUCAGGACGACAUAUUGUGGGGCAGCUUUGACGCUCUGUCGGGCAAUGGUUUCACCAGUUCAGACAAAACCAACGCCCAGUUUAUUUUCAAGGGCCACCAGCAAGAUUUCCAACGUCUUUACCGCACAGAGGGCUUCAUAGACUUGUCCAGGAAUCGGCUAAGUGGUAAAAUUCCCUCACAAUUUGGCCUGCUCAAGGGACUCAGAAGCCUAAAUGUUUCUUCCAACAAAUUGUCUGGGCAUAUUCCGCCGGAUCUCGGCAGUUUACCAAUUUUAGAGUCACUGGAUCUAUCAAACAAUAUACAGGAGGGUGGUCAGUUCAAUACCUUAGAUAAUUCAUCUUAUUUUGGCAAUGCGGGGCUUUGUUGCGCUCCCCUGUCGAAAACCUGCAAACUAAGAAACAGAACGAUUGGGACGGUAGCCCGGGAAGAGGGUUCUAAACAAAACACAAGGGCAAUUGAAUUAGCCGCUAUAGUUAUUGGAAUCGCAAGCUUCUUUCCGAUUUGUACUGCGAUCUUCUUCAAGUGGAGGUGUUCUCACGCGCCCAUUCAAGAUGCUACUGAUGACAUGGAGAUUUAUUGUUUUGGAGAGGGUUUGAAGGUGACGGAAAAGGAGUUGUACAAUUGUACAGACGGAUUGAACGACACAAAAAUCAUAGGCACUGGGGCGUCUAGCACUGUGUACAGGGGAGAACUCAGCAGAGGAAUGACCGUUGCAAUCAAGAAGCUCAAUGUAGAGCAGCUUGGCACAGAGGCCCAACGGAGCUUCGUGGAAGAGUGCAAGACACUGGGUAAAAUUAAGCACAGGAACCUUGUCAGAAUACUGGUCGUUUUCUCCAAUCUGGCUACCAAAAUGCUUUUCCUCCAAUUCAUGCCCAAUGGUAAUUUGGAUAUGCAUUUGCACGGCUCAGAUAUGUGCCGACUUAGCUGGCAGACCAGACUGAGGAUCGCAUCAGGUGUUGCAAACGCUCUGAUGUAUCUUCAUGAAGAAAGUGGUGUCGGGGAGAUUGUACACUGUGAUUUGAAGCCUUCCAACAUCCUCCUAGACCAAGAUUUCGAGGCCCAUAUCAAUGAUUUUGGAAUUGCACGCUUAAUCGACCCUGAACUUCACGGGGCAACACUUUCCAGCACAUUUAGAGGCUCACUGGGAUACAUAGCCCCAGAAUUCGCCUACAGCGAAAAGGUUUCAACAAAGGCGGAUGUUUAUAGCUACGGAGUUGUGGUGCUUGAAAUGAUUACAAGGAGGAAACCCACGAGCACAUUUGAUGGCGAAAUGACGUUGCGUGAAUGGGUAAGGUGUUGGUAUCCGAGUAAAGUAAUGGAGGGAGUGGAUGACGGUGUUAAAGAAAAUGCCACAACCGAUCAAAUAGUUUCCCUGUUAAAUGUUGGCCUCCUCUGCACUCAAGCUGCUCCCAGUAGCCGCCCAUCCAUGAGGCAAGUAUUGUCUCUUUUGACCUCCAUCCACAACGCGUCCCAUUAA